GCCCACUGUCAGAGAAUCUGCAGGUUGGAACUAAAGCAGUAAAGCUUAAAGUGGUGCUUGUUGUUGCAGUGUUGAGAGUGAGACUCUGACAGCAUGCACACCUAGUGGAGACGAGCUCGUAUCGGAUGUGGAGAUUGGAAACAGUUCAGAGUCUGAGGAGAUCGAAAGAGACCUGGCUGAACAGACUAACGUCGAAAUGGAAGCCUAUCACGUUGUAAAAGUCCUAACAACUUCCGAGAGAGUGUACGUCAGUGUGCUGAAUCUCCUACACACAGACUUCAGAGGAGUUGCCUUGGAGGCUGUUGAUGGUGAAGUGUGCCCUGUGUUGGACCGGGAAGUAGUCACUUUCAUCCUGAGUGCUGUCUCUGAGCUCCUUGAUCUCCACCAGGAAAUACUGCAGGAGUUGGAGCAGAGUGUGACUGAAUGGGAGCAGGCAGGCCCAUGUUUGGCGCAUGUGAUCUUAGCCCGAGGGCCCAGACUGAGUGUGUACUCCAGGUAUAUUGAGCAAUUUGAACAUAACCUCGCAAUCCUGGAACAAUCCUGUAGCAACUCACAAGAGCUUUCCACAAGGCUGCUGGAGUUCGAGGUCCAACCUGAUUCUAACAGGCUGACUGUAAAGCAGUGUCUUUACAUGCUGCUACUGCGAGUCCCUCAAUAUCACCUUUACCUGACAGAUUACUUGAAUAAUUUGCAUCCAGACAAUUCCGAGUAUGAAGAUACUCAAGCUGCUCUUUGUGUUGUGAGGACGUUGUGUGAGCAGCUGAGAACGUGCGUGACCCAAGCAGAGAAUCUACAGAAGCUGUUGGAAGUUGAGCACCGAGUGAAUGGAGUGCACCAGCUCUCACAGCCUGGCAGGGUGCUCAUCAAGGAAGGAGGAUUGCUGAGAGUGACUGAAGGAACACUACAGCCUCGAUACUGUUUCCUGCUCAGCGACAUGUUCCUGUACACUGCGCCCCAGCAUAGUUGGAAAUAUCAACUCAACAAGACACUGCCGCUGCAUGGCAUGAAGGUGAGCAGAGUGCCUGUCGAAGAGACUGAGACGCUACUGAAGAUCCAGAGUGUGCGAGGCUCCAUCACACUCUGUGCCAGCUCCUCUACAGAACGUGAUGAGUGGCUAGCUAAUAUCAGCAAAGCAGCAGAUGAUUAUCAGAGGACACAGACACUCUUGGGCCUGAGAGGGAAUGCUGAGCUGUUCUCAGAGAAGACUGACAGUGGUCUGGGUGCCAAGCCACCAAUGCUGAUCCCUGACUCCCGAGUGGGGAUGUGUAUGAUCUGCUCAAGUGACUUCUCCCUGACAUGGAGACGUCAACACUGCCAUGCAUGUGGGAAGGUUAUAUGUCGAACAUGUUCCAGGAACAAGUAUCCACUCAAGUAUCUGAAAGGCAGGAUGGCCAGAGUGUGUGACCAGUGCCACAGGGAGCUGAAGAGAAAAGAAUUAAUGACAGUGAAUGAAAAGGCUCCAUCGUUAUUCACUCGCUCACCAGGCACUACCAUCUCGUCAGUGUUUCACAGUUUCCACACAACCUCCCUCCGCAAACAGAAGAGGGUUCCAAUGGCUCUGAAGGAGAUUGAAGCCUCAGCUGAGGGAGUGUCAAUGAGUGGAUAUCUCCAGAGGUGUAAGAGGAACAAGAGACAUUGGAAGAAACUCUGGUUUGUCAUCCAUGAGAAGGUGCUGUACACAUACAGAGCGAGUGGUAACAAAGUCGCUGCAGAGAGCUUGCCUUUAUUGGGCUUUACUAUUAAGGGAUCAAAGGAUGAUGACCACUCUGGACCCAGUGUACUGUUUCAGCUUUACCACAAGAACGUCCUUUACUACACAUUCAAAGCCGAGGACACACACACAGCACAGAGGUAA
Molecule: messenger RNA, 1855 nt
Organism: Rhincodon typus (whale shark)
Lineage: Eukaryota; Metazoa; Chordata; Chondrichthyes; Orectolobiformes; Rhincodontidae
Product: FYVE, RhoGEF and PH domain-containing protein 5-like
Exons: 18
Coding region: 197-1855 (552 amino acids)
Cellular component (GO): cytoplasm
Molecular function (GO): guanyl-nucleotide exchange factor activity; metal ion binding
Source: RefSeq, a predicted model, not a curated record